AUGAAAAUAACAGAUGAGAGUAAAGUGUUUUAUCAUUCGGUCUAUGCUCUAAUUGGAAAGAUUCCGUAUGGUAAAGUCACAAGUUAUGGUCACAUAGCUUAUUUGUUGAAUAGACCGCAAAACUCGCGCCUCGUGGGAUCAUCUCUUAAGCAUUUGAAGUUCAUUGCGGAAUCAUUAAACAGAGAAGCCAAUCCAGAGGAUAUUAUAGAACCUGAGAGUGUUCCUUGGUGGAGGGUUAUACUGAGUGCUGGUAAAAUAUCACCUCGAGGUAAUUCUGACAAUGAAAGCAGACAGGCCAGAUUUUUAAGAGAGGAAGGGGUGGAAGUACUGAAUGCAUACCGUAUUGACCUAGAGAAAUAUGGCUGGUUUCCGGAUGAAGUUGAUUUUUAA
Messenger RNA from Debaryomyces hansenii CBS767, 390 nucleotides. RefSeq lists its product as uncharacterized. The transcript is spliced from 2 exons. The record is from RefSeq and is a predicted model, not a curated record. The coding region runs from base 1 to 390 and encodes 129 amino acids. Lineage: Eukaryota; Fungi; Ascomycota; Pichiomycetes; Serinales; Debaryomycetaceae. Gene Ontology annotation, biological process: DNA repair. Gene Ontology annotation, molecular function: catalytic activity.